Molecule: messenger RNA, 1424 nt
Organism: Danaus plexippus (monarch butterfly)
Lineage: Eukaryota; Metazoa; Arthropoda; Insecta; Lepidoptera; Nymphalidae
Product: lipase 1-like
Exons: 8
Coding region: 305-1411 (368 amino acids)
Biological process (GO): lipid metabolic process
Molecular function (GO): hydrolase activity, acting on ester bonds
Source: RefSeq, a predicted model, not a curated record
AAUCUCGUGACCGAGAUGAAUCUCGAUAAAAUGUACGUUGGCUUCCGUCUUAUUAAAACAAACAGUGCAAUAGAAUAUAAAUGACAUAAUAUGUCACUUUGUUUGAGACUCAGUUUAGCCAUCCAUUAAUACGCUUUGGCUAAAACUUUGUACGUACACAUGUUUAUGUUUGUAUUUUGCGAACCGAAAUGGCCACUUGAAGUGUCUAAUAACUUGCUCAAACAAAAUUCAAAAUAUUUGUACAAUCUAAAAUCUAUCGGUCCUAUGUUGACAUGAGAUUUGCAAAAGCAGGUUUUAUAUUUUUAUGCCUCAACUAAUAGCUUCAGCGGGCUACCCAGUGGAAAAGCACAGGGUCACAACAGAGGAUGGAUACAUCCUGCAGUUACAUAGAAUACCAGCUGGAAGAAGAAUCGCCAGAAGAAUAGGACCGAGUUCAAAAAAGAAGAAAGCUGUAUUGGUAGUCAGCGGUCUACUUGGCAGCAGCGGAGACUUUGUCAUCAUGGGACCGGAGAGAAGUUUAGCAUACCUUCUAGCAGACGAAGGUUACGAUGUAUGGCUUGGCAACCUCAGGGGUGAUAUUUACACUAGCCAUACAAACUACACAAGAAAUAAUCCAAAAUUUUGGGAGUACAGUUUUCAUGAGCAUGGUAUAUACGAUCUGCCGGCGUCUAUCGACAAAGUCUUAGAGGUCACUGGUCUACCGAAGAUCAUGUACAUUGGCUUUUCCAUGGGCACAACCAGCUUCUUCAUAACGUUGAGUGAAAAACCUGAAUAUAAUGAUAAAGUUCUGGCGUACAUGGCGCUCGCUCCAGCCGUGUACAUGAGAAAUGUUAAGAACACUGCUGAAACGCUUCUAUUGAAUUGGAAGUUACCGGAUCGUAUGCGGGAACGAGGCUUGCUGUCUGCCACUAUCCCGCGAGAUCUACUAGAGAUGUUUGUCACCAACAUGUGUUACGUCAAAAAGCCUCAGAUGGAUAUGUGCACCAGCUUUAUAUACAGCGUCAUAGGAGAAGACCACGAACAGUAUGAUGGGGACAUGAUGGCCAUCAUUAUCAUGAGAUUGCAGCCGGCUUCAUGGAGACAGUUGGAACAUUUCGGAAAAAUUGCUUUGACAGAUACUUUCACAUCCUGGGAAGGUGGAUUGAAGGGUGCUGUGAAACCGUACAAGCUCAGUAACGUUAAAAUACCUGUAUCCUUAUUCUAUGGACACAAUGAUCGUUUAACUCAGAAGUCUCAAAUCAUGAGGCUAGCUGGCGAGCUUAAUGCAACUGGUGUUUUAGAAGAUUUCCUACCAGCCUGUGAUUGGCCAAAAUUCAAUCACCUUGACUUUGUCUUUGCAAAAGAUGUUGGAACACUGCUCAAUGAGAAACUAGUUGAUUAUAUAGGAAAAAUGUUUAGUAAAUAUGGAUAAAAAAUAUAAGACU